AUGCUGCACGGGAGCAAAGGAGGUCCCGCGGGUUGCGCAGAGUUCGAAGAGGACGACGUGGAAGAGGAGCCCGAGGAACGCCGGUGGCUCGGAGACGACGGAGAGAUCGUGGUCGAGCUCCCUCGGGGGGAGGACGAGGAAGGAGAGGACGGUGACGAUGACGGAGGGAGGGGUGGAGAGUCUAGCUCCGCCGGCAAGGGCAAGGGCAAAGAAAAAGCGAAGGCCCGCCGGUUCACGGCGGAAGAGACCAAACAGGCACUGAGCGUUCACAAGGCCCACCUUGCCUGUCUAGUCGCGCGCUGCGCCAUGGUCAGCCGCUGGGCCGGGGACCCGACGGUGCAGGCGGCGAUGGUGUCGUGCCUGCCGAGCCAUCUCGCCAAGAAACACGUGCCGGCUAGGCAGAAGCGAAACAGACGAGGCUCGUCGUCGCUGCCGGCCGUCGGGGACCGAGACGGAGGCGCGGCGGCGGCGGCGGCGGCGGCGAAGAAAACCAAGAAGAAGAAGCGAAAAGAGAACGGAGACGACGGCGCAGAAGAGACACGUGAGGACGAGGGGGAGGACGAGGUGCGAUCGGAUGGCGUGAACCAGCUCCGCCUUGCUGACCUCGUCGUCUGGUUCCGAGAGUUCAUCACGGUCUUGAACGAUGACGCCGUCGGGGGCAGCGAAGGGUCUUGGGGGUCGCGCCCGCAGAGGCUGCAGAGGGUUAUCGAGCAGCGGGCAGGCUGCGCGCAGGAGGCCGUCCAGCUGUUCGUGUCCCUGUGCCGCGGCCUCGGCCUGCGGGCACGCUACGUGGCGUGCCUCGACCCAGUGCCGCCUUCCCCGGCGGCGGACCUCCGGCGGCAGCCGCCGCCGUCCAAACAGACGCGGAACAACACCGUCGACCUCGCGGCGGCGCCGGCGGCGCUGGCCGAGGGGAAACGGGGAAGAAGACACCACCAUCGACAACGGCGGCGGGGUUCGGGGGAGUCCCGCGGCGGCCUUCAAGCAGCGGGGGGGGUCGGGGCCGGGUCCUCGCAGGCCUGGGCGGAAGUGCUCUGCCGAGAAGGGAAAGAGCUGCACGUCUUGACGGAGAAGGAAGUGUCCCCGUCCCGACGCCCUCCUCCGUCGUCGCCGCCGCCGGCCCCUGCAGCAUCACCACGACGGCCGUCCAAGCGGCAGCGCACUCGCGGCACUCCCGAAGCUUGUCUUCCCCCCCGAGAUUCGCGGCCCAAGGUUUCCUCCAGCAUGCCGGGAGGAGGAGGCAACAACAGCAGGAGCAUAACCGAGGCAUUGUCGAUGAGCAGCGACGAUGAAGACACCAACGGAGAAGCCGCCGCAGGGAGCGAUGAUGAUGGUCAUGGCGCGAGACAGCUGGCGGGAGAGCAACGGCGACAGAACCGUGCGUCCGAAAAAAUGGACGUUGAUCCGCCGCCGGGGGAAUCGACGGCAACGGCGACAGUUUCCGGAGCGAGAGCGAGACCAACGCGUGCAGGAUCCAAGCGAAAAGCAGCGGGGGUGACCGCGGCGGCAGAAACAUGCACAAGGCCUUCGAACGGCAGCAGAAGGAAGCUCCCGAGGAGUCCCGAAGCAGCUUCUUCGGCCGCUGGCGCUUCUGGCGCGGCCCAGAAAACGGACAGAGAGGCCGGCGCCCCGAAAGGCGAGGGGUUCCGUGACGCAGUUCCUUGUAACGCGGCAUAUCCCACCGGCGGUAGAGGUGGCGGGACUGCCGCCGACGACGGUGAGGCCACUGCGAACGGGGCCAGGGGCGCUAGCGGCGGCCACGGUGGCGGUGGUAGUAAAAAGGGGGGCAGGAGAGGAAGCGGCAGCAGCCGCGGCGGGGCUGGUGCUAAUGGUAGCGCUGCUGGCGCCGCCGCCGCCGGUGUUUCCUCUACUCCGUCCACGCGGGGUGGGGCGAGGGAGAGGUGGAUCCACGUCGACCCCGUCGUGGGCGCUCUUGACCAGGCGGACAAGGUUCAGGACUUGCGGUUCAGGAAGCGGCUGAUGCCGUACGUGGUGGCCGAGGACGAGAAGAAGCUUAUCGUCGACGUGACACGGAGGUACUCUUCGGAGUGGGCUCGCACCCUUCGAACGAGGGGGCGAGCUAUGGCCAGCGCGGACGGGUGGUGGAAUCGGUCUCUGCGGAAGUGGGGGGCUUCGGCGCAUAGGCGCAGAAGGCGCAAGGUGAUCGGUACGGGUGCAGCAUCAAGUCCACUGGUCGUGGAAGGGCACGGAGACGACGAGGCGAAUGAGGACGACGAUCAAGGCGCGAUCGAGGAGAAAGAGCUGCAGGAGAAGGUCGACAACGAGCCUAUCCCGAACACCAUCGCCGCGCUGAAGAACCACCACAAGUACGUCCUCGGUAAGAAGCUGCUCAAGUUCGAGGCGUUGCGGCCGGGGGCGAAGGCGGCGGGGCUCGUGAAGGGGAGCAAGGUGUACCUCAAGACGGACGUCGCCACGCUGCGGGGCGCCAGCCGCUGGAAGAAGGACGCUCUUCAGGUGAAGAAGUCCGAGCUCGAAAAGCCCGUCAAGCUGACGACGAAGAAGGGCGAGAAGGAGGGCGACGGCACCAGCAAGCUCUACGGCGACUGGCAGACAGAGCCCUGGGCACCCGAGGCAGCCGUGGACGGGAAGGUGCCAAAGAACGACUACGGCAACGUGGAAUUCUUCGAUUGCAGCCCGGCGUUUCUUCCCACGGGCACGGCGCACCUGCGGGGAGAACAGAUCGGCCGGCUGGCGGCGAAGCUUGGGGUGGACUACGCCCCCGCCCUGACCGGCUUCGAGACGAAGGUGGGGCGGCAGGUGCCUGUGCUGGACGGCAUCAUCGUCUGCAAGGAGCAGUCCCAGAUGCUGCGAGACGCGCACAUGACCUGGCAGCAGACGCAGCUCGAGAAGCAGGUCAAGGCCCGCCGCCAGAGGGUGCUCCGUCGGUGGCGCACGCUCUUCAAGGGAGUUCUGCUUGGCGCUCAGCUCCUGGAGGAGUACGGGAGCCACGACUGACUUUCAUUUUCUUUUUUUCAUCUGUGCGCCGUGUCGUGUGCUGCACACUCUUGUCUCUCGGGGAAUUUUCCUUUUGGAACGGUUAAGGCUUCUGGCGUUGGGUUCCUGUGGCGUGUUGUUUCCCCUCGUGUUCUUUGUGGUGCAAGCAGCGUAUGGUUGGGUUAUGCAUUGAUUCGGUGGUUGUGCUUUACGGAAUGAAGGUCGUUCUUGGUUUCCGUGCUUCCGGGCUGUUGGUCACGAGAAUGAGAUGUUUCAUAAAUGCGUAUGGUGCCCGCGUUUGUUGCGCAACACGAACGUUUUUCGUUAUAUGGGGUGUGGACGUCGAGGCUUUGUGUUUUUUUUCGUUGCUGUUUUCGGGCACGCGGCGCGUGU
This is a messenger RNA of Ectocarpus siliculosus, 3348 nucleotides long. The record is from the annotation of a GenBank genome assembly. NCBI's taxonomy places the organism in Eukaryota, Phaeophyceae, Ectocarpales, Ectocarpaceae.